Messenger RNA from Zasmidium cellare ATCC 36951, 1302 nucleotides. RefSeq lists its product as uncharacterized. Gene Ontology annotation, molecular function: monooxygenase activity; FAD binding. The transcript is spliced from 2 exons. Bases 1 to 1302 code for a protein of 433 amino acids. Lineage: Eukaryota; Fungi; Ascomycota; Dothideomycetes; Mycosphaerellales; Mycosphaerellaceae. The record is from RefSeq and is a predicted model, not a curated record.
AUGCAAGAAAAGAGCUCAUUGAACAUCGCCAUCGUCGGCGCCGGACUGGGAGGCCUCGUAGCUGCUCUAUCCCUUGCUCGCAAUGGCCAUCAUGUACAGCUCUUUGAGCGGCGACCCACGUUCGAACCAAAGGGAGGCGGCAUCAUGAUCCGACCUGUCGCCACGUAUUUCCUACGACAAUGGGGCCUCAAAGCAGAUAUGGAGGACAUAUCUGAUGUCUCCCAAGCAACAUUAUACCGUGACGGCGGAACUGGGAAGGUCUUUGUGAGGCGGAAGAACGAAAUGGUCUUUGAUGAUAAUCUGGACUGGGGCUGCUUUCGAGAGGACGCGCAGAAGGUGUUCCACAAGCAUGCUCUGCAACAUGGUGUCAAGUUUCGAUUCGGCGUGUCAGUGACGGAUGUCUCGGAGGACGAUACGACAGCGAAAGUGCAUCUCAGCACAGGCGAGGUCAUCGAAGCUGAUCUUCUUCUCGCGGCUGAUGGAUUUCUUUCACGGCUCCGCCCCAAGAUCUUGUCUGAUGCUCCCGCGCCUGCACCGGGCUAUUCGACGAUAUAUCAGAUCAGACUGUCAGAAGAUGAGGUCCUUGCAAAUCCGGAUGCGAGAGAGCUGGCUAACAACACGGACCUUUCUGUGUGGAUGAAGCGAGCUGGCGGUGGUUAUGCGGUUAUCAGGUGUAACAAGACCGUUCAUCGUUUGAGCGGUGCGUUUGGCAUUCCGGAGAGAGAUGACGAUCCUAGGAUGUGGGAUGAGAACGGCGACAUCGAAUACGUACGAAACUACUUCAAAGGCUACAGCAAAGCGCUCACCUCGUUCCUCCAAAUCGCUAAACGUUGCGAUCGCUGGCGUCUGGCAGAGAUGCCCAACCUCCCGCAGUGGAUCAGUCCCAAAGGACGCCUCGUCCUCCUAGGUGACUCCGCCCACGCCAUGCUUCCCGACGCAGCCCAAGGCUUCUCCACCAUCGUCGAAGACGUCGGCGUACUGUCCCAUCUCCUCUCCAAGCACCUCCACCGAGGUGUCCCCUCCCUAACUCGGAUCUGGCAAGAAGUCCGACAACCGCGAGUCAACAAGAUCAAAGACUGGGCCAAGUCGAAUCACGUUCUCUACACCAAGGGAACGGACGAUGGACUCAAGUCUGGCGAGAAGACGAAGACGCCGCCGACCCAGGAUAUUUCGUUGGACAAAGUGGUGCCGGAUAUGAACGCAAGUUAUCGAUCGCCGGCGUUUUUCAAGUGGGCGUUUGGAUUUGAUCCGAUCGAGGAUGUUGAGAGGUAUAUUGAGAAGAGGGACAUGGCGAGGUUGUAG